Molecule: messenger RNA, 1418 nt
Organism: Lolium rigidum
Lineage: Eukaryota; Viridiplantae; Streptophyta; Magnoliopsida; Poales; Poaceae
Product: serine/threonine-protein kinase SAPK2
Exons: 9
Coding region: 200-1225 (341 amino acids)
Biological process (GO): protein phosphorylation; intracellular signal transduction
Molecular function (GO): ATP binding; protein serine/threonine kinase activity
Source: RefSeq, a predicted model, not a curated record
CUCCCCUCACCUUCCUCCCCCCUCCUCCCCUAGCUCAGCUGCUUCCUCCCUCUCUCCCUCCCUCCUGGUGUCCACUCCACUCACCACUGCCUCUCUUCGGUUCUUGACCGACCUGCCUGAGCUGGUAGGUAGCCACUGGUACCCCGCUACUAGUGCUUCUUGAUCCAGUACCGAUUACGAGCUGUCAGGGCCGUCCGGGAUGGAGCGGUACGAGGUGAUCAAGGACAUAGGCUCCGGCAACUUCGGUGUGGCCAAGCUCGUCCGGGACAUCAGGACCAAGGAGCUCUUCGCCGUCAAGUUCAUCGAGAGGGGCCACAAGAUUGAUGAGAAUGUUCAAAGGGAGAUUAUGAACCACAGAUCUCUUAGGCAUCCGAACAUUGUUAGAUUCAAAGAGGUUGCGCUGACUCCCACACAUUUGGCCAUAAUUAUGGAAUACGCUGCUGGCGGUGAGCUAUUCGAAAGGAUCUGCAGUUCUGGAAGAUUUAGCGAAAAUGAGGCUAGAUUCUUCUUCCAACAACUGCUUUCAGGAGUUAGCUAUUGUCAUUCCAUGCAAAUAUGUCACAGAGAUUUGAAACUAGAAAAUACACUUCUGGAUGGAAGUGAAGCGCCCCGGCUCAAGAUAUGUGAUUUUGGUUAUUCCAAGUCCUCUGUUUUGCACUCUCAGCCUAAAUCAACCGUCGGGACUCCAGCUUAUAUUGCUCCGGAGGUCCUUUCAAGAAGGCAAUAUGAUGGAAAGGUGGCUGAUGUUUGGUCGUGUGGAGUAACUCUAUAUGUGAUGCUUGUCGGUGCUUAUCCAUUUGAGGACCCAGACGAGCCAAAGAACUUCCGCAAGACAAUUACUCGGAUACUCAGUGUACAAUACGCGGUACCUGAUUACGUCCGGAUCUCAAUCGAGUGCAGACAUCUGCUGUCCCGGAUUUUCGUCGCAAAUCCUGAGCAAAGAAUAACUAUCCAGGAGAUCAAGAACCACCCGUGGUUCCUCAAGAAUCUACCCAUCGAAAUGACCGAUGAGUACCAGAUGAGCCUGCACAUGGUCGGCAUCAACUCGCCCCCGCAGACCCUGGAGGACAUCAUGGCCAUCAUCCAGGAGGCGCGGAAACCGGGCGACGGAUCCAAGUUCGCAGGGCAGCUUUCUGUGCCUGGCAUGGGGAGCAUGGAGCUCGACGACAUAGACGACGUCGAUGCAGACAUCGAGGACAGCGGCGACUUCGUGUGCGCGUUGUGACGGGCAGGUGUGGUUCAGGCGAGGCACCGCCGUGAACUUUGUCUUUGUGGUCUGGUCUUUGUGAUGCAUUCAUCCUUCUGUCUUGUCGUUGUUCGUUUUUCAGAGAGUUGAGGUCUGCUGUGUAUUACCAAGUUUUCUAUCUGUGUAUAAAUAUAAUAUAUAUAUACUUCCAUGUGUUUCGCUGGUGUUCUUA